Messenger RNA from Hypoxylon trugodes, 4845 nucleotides. Its product is annotated as Oligoxyloglucan reducing end-specific cellobiohydrolase. The record is from RefSeq and is a predicted model, not a curated record. Gene Ontology annotation, biological process: Golgi to vacuole transport; Golgi to endosome transport; protein targeting to vacuole. The coding region runs from base 159 to 4721 and encodes 1520 amino acids. Gene Ontology annotation, cellular component: Golgi apparatus; membrane. Gene Ontology annotation, molecular function: protein binding. Lineage: Eukaryota; Fungi; Ascomycota; Sordariomycetes; Xylariales; Hypoxylaceae. The transcript has 2 exons.
ACGUAGCUCUUCUGCCUGUUUUCAACACUGUGCUAGUCCAAAUCCCUUCAUCCGCUGCCCUUCCACGAGCCAUCUAACCAUAUCCAUUUCUAAUCCACUCGCCGUGGAACCGAACUCUCUGUCAUGACCUCCACGUUAUCAUAAAAAACCACGUAACCAUGAGGGCCAGGGGAGCUUCGGGGCCUGCGGCUUCGCUGUGGUCGGUUUUCCUCAUUCUAUCGACCCUUUUAUGGACAGCAUCGAUUGUCCACGCGAAAAACGGCCCGACCAUCGUCGCCAGAGAAUUCGAAAACCCACCUAUUCCGAGAAGCCUGAACUAUUUCAAGCGCUCCAACGUUGUCCUAUUUCAAGAAGCUUUGGUUGGCACUGUUUGGCGAUCGACCGAUGGAGGCGCAAAUUGGUCCAAGGCGGAUGGCAUCGAGCACGACAAAGCCGCCGCCAUAGUUAUGCACGAGUACGAUCCGGAUCGCGCCUAUAUUCUUACCCAUGGCAACGUCCACUGGAAGACAGAUGAUAAAGGAGAAACAUGGAAAACCUUCUUUACCGACGCGUACACGAGCAAUUUCAUCGGUACAAUUGGUCACUGGAUGAGCUUCCACGCUGGCGACAAGGACAAGAUUAUGUUUACCGGCAUGGACUGUCCUUUGGCAGACCUCUGCGAAGAGGUUGUCAUGUAUACCACCGAUAAUUUCGAGUCCGAUGCCAAAUUCUUACGCGGACGUACUCAGGGCUGUUGGUGGGCUAAGUCAUCGCCACUCUUUUCUUCGGGCCAGGAAGACCUCGACGCGCAGAGAAUAUUGUGUAUCGUUAGGGGAGGUAUUUUUUCUCCGCAGGAGGACAACCGUCUUUUGAUUUCCGACAAUUUUUUCAGCGCCGAGGCUGCGGACGGUGUUAUUCAGGAAUUCGAGCCGAAUUUGAUCGGAGAUAGCUCUGUCCGAGGUAUCGUGAGCAUAGUUGAAGUCAAGAAGUUUCUCCUAGUAGCUGUUAGCUCACUCAAUACGGCUGAGAUGGCCCUAUUCGUAAGCGGCGAUACGCUAAAGUGGCACCGUGCUGUCUUCCCCCACGACCACCCUCUCCUCGAAGCCUCGUACACAGUAUUAGAGAGUACCAAUUAUAGCAUUCAGAUCGACGUCAGGUCGAGCAGGCGGUUGUCCAAUUCCAUGGGCACACUGCUGACUAGCAAUUCAAACGGUACCUACUUUACCAGGAAUGCCGAGCAUACAAAUCGCAAUAUGGGUUCUUUUGUCGACUUCGAAAAAGUCUCUAACAUCCAGGGUAUUUUUUUACUAAACCAGGUCGAUAACUGGAAAGAAGUACAGGACGGGGAAGAAGACAAGAAGAUCAAGACUAAGAUCACUUUCGACGAUGGUAGAACUUUUGAGUCCGUCAAGACAGGAGACGAGGAAGUUCAUUUACACUCUGUCACUGAGAUCAACAACGUCGGCCCCGUCUUUUCGAGCCCAGCGCCAGGCCUCAUCAUGGGCAAUGGUAACCAUGGUGGCCAUCUUAAAGGCUACUGGGACUCGCGCCUCUAUAUUUCAGAUGACGCCGGAAGAACGUGGAUUGAAGGUCCUAAAGGACCACAUAAAUACGAGUUUGGAGACGAAGGGUCUAUUCUCCUCGCUAUCAGGGAUAGCAAAGAGGAUGACGUAAAAGAGAUUAGAUAUUCUUUGGACCAUGGGAAGAACUGGGAGACAACAGAAUUGCCGGAUGGUUUAAGUAUCCAUCCCUAUACGCUACAAACGACCCCAGACUCGACUAGCCUAAAAUUUCUUCUGACUGCUCGAAAGGGGCCAAGGACGUCACCAACUGGAUCCUAUAUGAUCUCGAUCAAUUUCGAGGGCCUACACGAGGAUACCUGCAAGGAAAGCCAGAUGGAAGACUGGUAUGCUAAGCUAGAUGACGAGGGUAAUCCAGGUUGUGUGAUGGGCCACAAGCAAAAAUUCCACAGGCGGCAGAAGGACGCCGAGUGCUUCGUUAAGCAUGAGUUUGAGAUCAUUACCCCUGAUUUUACUCCGUGUGAGUGUACCGAUGUUGAUUUUGAGUGUGAUUUUAAUUUUGUGCGCGACGGGGACGAAUGCAAGUUGGCUGCAUCUCUUGUGCCCCCCGAGGGCGCUUGCACGGCAGACGACCCAGAUGAGAAAUUCAUGGGUUCUUCCGGUUGGCGUCUCAUCCCUGGAAACGAGUGCGAGCGUAGUGGGGGUGAACAGAAAGAUAAACAGAAGGAGUGGAAGUGCUCCGAUGCCAAGAGCCCGUCAAACAAGCCUGGGAGUAAUGAGAUCGAGCAUAUCCAAUGGCCAUUCGAUGGUGAUUAUAAUUUAUUCGAUAAACACUACUUCGAGCGUGGUGAACUGGAUGAGUUUGACGAGACAAUCAUCGCUAGACCAUACAAGGCCACCACUGGACUGGCGGGCGAUAUUUACGUCACACAUGAUCACGGCAAGAACUGGACGAAGGCCAAGCUCCCCGGAAAAGAAGGAAUUCAUAAUAUCUUGACUCAUCCUUAUGUCAAGGAUAGAGCCUUCUUCUUGACAAAGAAAAACAAAGUCUUCUAUACAGUCGACCGCGGUCGACAUUUCGACUACUUUGAAACGCGAGACCCGCCAGAUCCCUCCACGAAUGAACCACUGAAAUUUCACCCCAAUCGGCCAGAUUGGCUUAUAUGGCAUGGGCAGAAAUGUCAUGAUAGCGGCUGCCACAUCGAAGCCUCCCUUUCCAAGGAUCGCGGCGAUAACUGGGAAACGAUCAAGCGAUUUGUCAAGAGAUGCGACUUCACGGGCUCAACGGCGUACCAGUUCCGUAAUCUAACACAGAUCGUUUGCCUCGGAAAGAAGCGUGAAGACAACGAAGUAGAUAAUCCCUUUGAGCUUUCCUAUAGUGAUGAUUUUCCGAGGUACCAAAUGAGCGCAGCUGUUCAGAACGUCACCGAAUUUGCGAAAAUGGCCGAGUUCAUUGUUGUCGCAACAGAAAAUAAAACAGACGAAGGGACCUAUCUCAACGCCCUCGCUAGUCUAAACGGACGGGACUAUGCGCCAGCCCAUUUCCCAUACAACGUGGAGAUCCCCCAUACGGAUGACUACACCGUACUAGAUAGCUCAACACAUGCUAUCAAUCUGUUCGUGGUGACUGAAUCCGAGGAAAACCACCGCUACGGAUCAAUCCUUAAGAGCAAUUCAAAUGGAACAUCUUACGUCCUAAGCAUUGCCGGUGUCAACUGUGACAAUGAAUACUUUGUUGACUUCGAGAAGAUGCUUGGCUUGCAAGGUGUUGUGCUGGUUAACACCGUUGAGAAUAGGGGCAGCGAAUCGGAGCGGAAGAGACUCCAGACGAAAAUCAGCCACAACGAUGGAUCGCAGUGGGCAUUCUUGCCCCCUCCAGAACGGGAUCUCGACGGCAAUGAAUUCAGCUGUUAUAGCAAGACGGGCGACGAGUCAUGUGCCCUGCAUCUUCAUGGCUAUACUGAACGAGUAGAUCAUAGGAAGACGUAUUCGUCCGAGUCGGCAAUCGGCAUCAUGUUUGGUCUCGGCAACGUCGGCCCCAUUCUCGGCGAUCCCAAAGAUGCUGACACGUUCAUGACGGCCGACGCUGGAUUGACCUGGAAGAUGGUGAAGAAGGGAGGUUGGACAUGGUCUAUCGGCGACCAAGGAUCCAUCCUUGUCCUCGCACAGAGGAACACGCGGUCCAAGGCCAUAUCCUACUCGCUUGAUCGCGGUGAUACCUGGGAAGACUACACUUUCUCAGAAGGUGAAAUGGUCAUUACCGAUAUCACAACUCUACGAUCUGGUUCGUCCAGUAAUUUCAUCCUAUGGGGCAAGCAAGGGGACAAGCUUUUCACUGUCAACCUCGACUUCUCGGGUCUAGCGUCCGAGCCAUGUAAGGAUGACGAGGACCGGGAAAAAUCCGACUACGAAUUAUGGUCACCCGAACAUCCUUUGCAGGAAAACCACUGUCUAUUUGGCCAUAAGAACUAUUAUCUACGCAAAAAGAAGGACAGAAAAUGCUAUAAUACUCGCAAGCUUGAACCUUUGUACGGCACCGAAAACUGCGAGUGUACCCGACAGGACUUCGAAUGUGAUUAUAACUACGAACUGGAUAAUCACGGAUAUUGCACAUUAGUCGAGGGUCUUGAACCCCUUGACCCUGAGCGUGUAUGUAAGGAGAACCCCGACGAAUUUGAAUACUACGAACCCAGCGGCUUCCGCCGAAUUCCCUUGACGACUUGUAAAGGAGGUUUCGAGCCCGACAAGGCACUCACGCCCCAUGCCUGCCCUGGCCAUGAGGAAGAGUUCGAAAAAGCACGUGGUAUUUCAGGCAUUGGUCUCUUCAUUGCUAUUGUUGUUCCCAUGGGUUUUGCUGCAGCGGCUGGCUGGUGGGUUUACCGCAACUGGCAAAGCAAGUUUGGACAGAUUCGACUCGGCGAACAAGGCGGUCUUGAUAGCGAAUCGCCGUUGGUUAAGUACCCCGUGGUUGCUGUUUCGGCAGUGGUUGCGGUUGUUGGUGCCUUGCCUCUUGUCGUAGGCGGCUUAUGGCGUGCCGCCAGCUCUGUGAUAGAUAAAAUCAGGGGUAGGGGAGACAGCGGCGGUCGGUAUAGCUGGCUACGCGGGGGCAGCCAGCGAAGAUUCACGACAAGGGAUAGUUUCGCCCGCGGACGAGGUGACUACGCCAUCGUGGAUGAAGAUGAAGGGGAGCUUCUCGGUGAUGAUAGUGACGACGAAGUUUGAGCAAUGAGAUACUACUUCCGUUGUUGCCUCGGGUUGGUGGUGGGGAAAAGCAAAUGUAUUAGCAACUCAGGAGGCGUACCGGCAGGGUUUAGGAAAUUCAUGGCAAUUUAGGGGGUGGAGUGGU